This is a messenger RNA of Engraulis encrasicolus (European anchovy), 429 nucleotides long. It is a transcript of the gene gphb5, whose product is annotated as glycoprotein hormone subunit beta 5. Gene Ontology annotation, cellular component: extracellular region; cytoplasm. NCBI's taxonomy places the organism in Eukaryota, Metazoa, Chordata, Actinopteri, Clupeiformes, Engraulidae. The coding region runs from base 1 to 429 and encodes 142 amino acids. The record is from RefSeq and is a predicted model, not a curated record. Gene Ontology annotation, molecular function: hormone activity. Gene Ontology annotation, biological process: regulation of thyroid hormone receptor signaling pathway; G protein-coupled receptor signaling pathway. The transcript is spliced from 3 exons.
AUGACUCUGCACACUCAUAAAGAACAUAAUAGCGUCUCACUGGUGCGGGACCAUCAAUCCAGGAAUGGGCCGCAGGCUGAGGGGCGUGUGAGUGUGAGGGGAGGGGCCUCCAUGGUGUAUCUGAGGCGCUUCAUUGGCUGUGCCGUGCGGGAGUUCAGCUUCCUGGCCAGGAAACCCGGCUGUGGAGGACUGCACAUCACCACCGACGCCUGCUGGGGACGCUGUGAGACAUGGGAGAAGCCUGUGCUGGACCCUCCCUAUGUGGAGUCGUAUCAGCGCGUCUGCACCUAUAAUGAGUCUCGCCUGGUGACCGUCCGACUCCCCAACUGCUCUGCUAACGUGGACCCCAACUACACCUACCCUGUGGCACUGCGCUGCGACUGCUCUCUGUGCCAUACCAGUACUACAGAGUGCAUUACUGCUGUCUAA